ACAGUGAAAUACCUUGGUUACCGUUUGUGCGGCGAGUGACUAAGACUAACAUCUGUCUAGCUGAAAUCAUAAUUCAAAGGAAAAGCUGCGAGUAUCAUCUCAUCUAGAAGCCCAAUCGCAUGGGUUCGUGUCGUUCACAAAUGGCUACGGAUUUACAAACCAAGGCGAGCACUUCCAAUUUGGCUUCAGAUCCAAACAAGGAGGAACAAAAUGCAAAUACCGCUCCUGGACCUCAAACGAAGGAUGCUGGCCAAACCAUCGUUCAAGAUAAGACCAUGAAACUUGGAGAUGACAUUAACCUGGCUGAACAAAAUGAUGUCAAGCUUGAUCCAAAUCUCGAGAAAAACGAAUACCCUGAUUUAUCUGGAGCGAAAUCACUGAUGGCUAAAUAUCUCACAAGGGAGAUUUUCGAGAAGCUGAAGGACAAAAAGACAUCCACUGGUUUUACCAUCGCUCGAGCUGUGAACACUGGAGUGUUAAACAAAGAGAAGUCAUUGACUGGAUGCCAUGCCGGAGAUGUUGAUUCCUACACCAUCUUUGAAGAGUUCUUCGAUCCCCUCAUCGAGGAGUAUCACCGCGGGUUCAAGCCUUCAGACAAUCACGUGACUGAUAUGGACCACACUCAUCUGAAAGGCAACAUUACUGACCCAUCCAAGAUCAUUUCCACAAGAAUCAGGGUGGCGAGAAAUAUUUCUGGCUUCAAUCUGGCUCCUGGACAGAAUUCCAAAGAAGAAAAGUUGCAAAUAGAAGCUUUGAUGUUGCAAGUGUUUGCCGAGCUGAAAGAUGAUUUGGCCGGGCAUUAUUACUCACUUGCCAAAAUAAGCGAGGAGGAAAGACAGGAACUUGUCAGGGAGCACUUGUUAUUCAAGGGCAAUGACAAGAUGCAAGCUGACAGCGGAUACCAUCGAUGGUGGCCACAUGGACGAGGGAUCUACUUAAAUCAUAAGAAUACCUUUGCUGUGUGGCUCAAUGAAGGGGACCAUAUCCGUGUCAUUUCCAUUCAGCAAGGUGGCGAUGUCUCCUCUGUAUUUACAACACUAGUCAAGGGGGUAAAUACAAUCGAGAUGCUCCUUAUGAAGUUAGACAACAGAAGCUUUCAAACAACAGAGCAUCUUGGCAUGAUCACAUGCUGCCCAACAAAUCUUGGAACAGGUCUGAGAGGCGGAGUGCUAAUUCAACUGCAGAAAGUUGUGGAGAAAUUGGGCGAAGAUGGCCUGAAGAAAUGGUCCCAUGAAAACCAUCUCCAGGUGAGAGGUCUGUACGGAGAGCACUCCGACACCACAAGUGCUAUUUAUGAUAUCUCCAACAAGUACAGGCUCGGGUACUCAGAGGUCCAGCUCGUUCAGUUUGUGAUUGAUGGUGUCAACCAGCUGAUUGAAAUGGAGUAUCAUUAAGCUGUGAAUUUGUCCUUGAACUUUAUUAAGAGUGUAACCUUAUUAAGAGUGUAGUACUAACGAACGGAACCCAAACUGUGAAGAUUAUUUUCACUGAACUGAUAGAAAUCCGUUUAUUGAUUUCCCAAUAACAGUAGGGCUCACAACAACGGAGUUUUGGAUCAGUUAAUGAUGUUGUAGUUGUAAGGUUCCAUGGUGUUUGUGAGCCAUUUGUAAGCCCUCCAAAAACUGUCCUGAUUUUCAUUUUGCUUUGGUAAUUGUGUGAUAUAAGGUCAGGCCAAAGCUUGUAUCCUGAGUGUUCCUGAGUGUUGAUGUAGGGAAAACAAUUGCGAGUUACUGAAAUAAAUAUUUAGUCUUGCAAUUUUCA
Molecule: messenger RNA, 1761 nt
Organism: Stylophora pistillata
Lineage: Eukaryota; Metazoa; Cnidaria; Anthozoa; Scleractinia; Pocilloporidae
Product: arginine kinase
Biological process (GO): phosphocreatine biosynthetic process
Molecular function (GO): creatine kinase activity
Source: RefSeq, a predicted model, not a curated record